GAUACUGCCUACAGGUUAUUCCCUGGACUACAUUCGUUGUCCCCGCGUAAAGCGAGCAGCAGCAGCAAAGGCAGCAGCAGCAGCGGCUGCUGCUGCUGCUGCAGAGGAGGGCGACGGGGCCUUCCGAUUGAUUCGCGGGUGUAGCCAGGCUGCUGGAGCUGCUGCUUCUGCUGCUGCUGCUGACGAGAAGGAAAAGCAGCAGCAGCAGCAGGACCUGGAACUGCAGCAGCAGCUCCACCGCAAGUACAAGAAAGCGGACGAGCAGCAGAUGCGGCGAGAGCUGCUGCAGCUGCAGCAGCAGCAGCAGCAAGUGCAGCAGCAGCUAGCAGCAGCAGCAGCAAACUGCCGAAGGCACCAGGGAACUGCCACAGAGGGACACAGAGUUCAUGAGCACUACCAGCAGCAGCACGCGCAGCUGCAGCAGCAGCAGCGGCAGCUGCAGCAGCAGCAAAAGAUGCUAGAGAGGAUGCUGCCCACCAAGAAAGCUAAUAAACUCUCCAAAAUAUUUUAG
Molecule: messenger RNA, 511 nt
Organism: Eimeria tenella
Lineage: Eukaryota; Apicomplexa; Conoidasida; Eucoccidiorida; Eimeriidae
Exons: 1
Source: RefSeq, a predicted model, not a curated record